GGCCAAAGAGUUUCCACUUUGGACAGCUACAGCACUCCCGGUCUACGCAGGUGAUAGGCAUGCAUCAACCAGCCACCAGGAAGGGUACUUUGCUUACUUGCGAAGACACGUCUUCCAACACACACGAUUGCCCUGUUCUGGGAACAGAUUUGUGCUGGAGCAUUGCCAAAGUCUUUCUAGUGGUGCCAACUUAUUAUCUGCUAAAUUAACACAUUUUGGCCAUAAAUAUGGACCACUUUCAGAUUCUGUUGUAGGUAAAAGAGGCACCAAACGACAAAAUGAUUUUUCAAAACCUCCGCCAAAAAAGAAACACGUUGAUGAUUCAGAUUUCUUGAGUUAUGAAAACUGGCGAGGACUUGGAAACGAUCGUGAUUUCGCCGUUAACAGUGAUACCUCCGAUCAUGAGUUAACUGAGAGUGAUGAUAAGCCGGAAGUUUCUUGUCGUCUAGAUACAGGAAAUAUUCUAUCGGACUUUUUAGACUUCGCAGCAGAGACCGGACGGCGUGCCACGAAAGAAAAACAAAUGGAUAGUUCCUCUCAAGACAUCAUAAGCAAAGUAGCGAACUACAAAGUGGUAGGUGAAGGCAAAGAGUAUCAUAAAAGCGACUACGACAAACUUUCAGAGUAUCUGACUAAUGAAACAAAGAAUUCAAUGAAAUGCCCCGUCAACACCAAAAUCAGCUGAUUUGCUCGAUGCUUAACCGAAUUUUACCAGUUCACCACACUUGGACCAUUCUUAUGGUAGGACUCUACAUUUCGAAAGUCAUCACAAGCCGACAUAUGUUGAAAAGUCGAAUGUAUUUCCAAAGUUCAAAUUUGAGAGGGAUGAUGACAGCACAACCGACGAGAGCAUUGAUUUAUGUGGCAAUUCUAUUCCCCGUGAUAGUAAUACGCCAAGUGGUUCUUCCAAGAUUGAAGAAAAUGUUGAAAGUUGUAAUAAAUUUGAUGAAUCGGAUCACGACGGCAUCAUUAUAUUGGACGAAGAGGGUGAUACUAGGCAGGAAAUUAGAGUUGCUGAUAGGAAAAAGAAAGAAAUGGAAAUACUCAAAGUGAAGGCAAAAGGUUUUUAUUUUCAGAACCAUCCGGAAACGGCGAUAUUAAAUGAGAAGAAAGUAUCAAAAAAGAAAGGAUCUUUACUGCUCAAUGGUAUCAAGUGCAACUGGAUCCAAAUAAAAUAUGACUACCCAUGGAAUUUUAAGACCGAAGAGGCUCAACCUGAAAGGAAACUGAGAACUGGGAUCAAAGUUAGUGUCACCAUGACCUGUGGUUUUGAUGCACUUGUACACAUAAUACAGUUCUCCGCUUUAGACAGUCCUUAUCGCGGCUUUAUGGAGCAAUCUGACAAUCCUUUACUGCUAUUUACGUCAAAUUUUUGUAAAAGUGGACUCACGAAGGAAAUUUUAUUUGAACGUUUGAAGACUCUCAACCAAUUUUAUUUUAUUGGAAAAGACGCGAGUAACACUUCCAUACAUCCAUACAUUCUCGAUGCUGAGGAUUUUAUCGCAAGGGUAUGGAGUAAUUAUUUUUCUGACGAGCCUAGUGGAUUUAGAACCUAUAAUUGCAGUGUUUCGGACUGUUCCGGUAAAAAGAUCGACGAACUACUACUCCUCGCUGUAAAUGAAAAGCUGAUACGACGACAGGGCUAUGGAUGCUUACGGAAAGCCUUACUCUAUCACAGCCAAAUAUCCAACAUUAAAUGUCGAGAACCAGAAUGCAAUGGAACCGUGACCGAAAAUACUGAAUUGAAUAUUCAUAUCUGCAUUGAAUUAGAUGUGAGAGUUGCCAUUGAUUCAAAGACAGCAAUUAAGGGUUUUCUGAGUGAUUUUCCAGUAUCCCUUGAAUUAGACAGAAAGUAUCGACUCGCUGGUAUAGUUGAUUACCAGUUAGGCCAUUUUAUCGCUUACUGUAUCAGAUCAGGCGGGACUUGGCUACAGUGCAACGAUAUGCAGAAGAAAAUUACAUCCGUUAAUAAUCCUAAAGAGACCUCUGGAUUCCCCCACAUUGCAAUUUACGUACUGGAAUAAUUAACUUCUCCAACUGUGAAGAUUUGCAUGUUUCUAGAUGUAGUUAGUACUUAGUGUUAGGCAUUUUAUGGUAUUUGAGGGCGAUGGGGAGUUGGAGAGGUGUCUGAGGACUGGUGGUGAUGUUGUUGACAUGCUUUGGGGGGGAGAAACCACGUGGAUUUGACAGCUGUCAGAGGGCCCAUCCCACUGAAGACACUGGGGAUAUGGAGGAUUUGGGGAUUCAAGGGGAUUUUGUGGCGAUAUUAGAGAUGUUGGAAGAGGUUUUCGAGAGAAUUGGGGGCAGGGAGGAGAUCAGGGAUAGUUUAGAGACAUCUUCUACUGGGGAUUUUGGGGAUUCUCUGGGUUCAGGGAUGGUUUUGCUGGGUCUGGAGAGAAGGAGGAGAUUGUGCUGAGGGAAUCACAUCCAGACCCUGGUGCUGGGACUGAAAGUAGGAUUCAGCGGCAGGUUGUUUCUACAUGUAUAAAGUGAUAUUUGUUAUUUCUAUAUAGAUUUUAUAGAGAAAAAUUAAUGAUGUCAAGUUGAGCGCAAGAUGAUUGAUUCAUAUUAUUCGAUUUUAUCAAAUGUUUAGACAAAAUAUUAUUCUAUUGUGCACAUAUAUAGUUCUCCGCUGUAUUUAAAUUAUAUUGGUGUCCAUUAUGAGAUGAGAGUUCGAGUCUGUUCCUCUCCUCGGCUCCAACUGUAUUUUUUUAUAAAAUAAAAAAACAGCUUCCAA
This is a messenger RNA of Diachasma alloeum, 2737 nucleotides long. RefSeq lists its product as uncharacterized. The transcript is spliced from 2 exons. Bases 1035 to 2024 code for a protein of 329 amino acids. The record is from RefSeq and is a predicted model, not a curated record. NCBI's taxonomy places the organism in Eukaryota, Metazoa, Arthropoda, Insecta, Hymenoptera, Braconidae.